AUGUAUAAGCUGGUGCUUUUUUCCCUCGCUCUGCUAGUCGUUGCUGCACUUGUUGAGGGUAGUCCCAGGGCCGGUAUAAAGAAGAUUCACAUGAUUCCUCAUCUUCUUCAUCGUCUGAAGAAGACAGUAAUGAAUCAAGACGCCAUUCUGGACAUCAUUUGUGUUUACUCUCUUCCCAUAACGAUAGAUGAGUUAGUUGGUGUCUUUGCUAACCCCGUUAAGGAUUUUAUGCAAUUGGUACAUCCCUCGAAAUCAGUGAUAACGACAACACAGAGAUCCGUGGUUACAUUAAAUUCAAUGAUAGAUGUCCCUUUUAAUGAUCCAGAGCCAUGUGAAAAUGGAACCGUAAGAGAUAUUUACGGAGUUUGUAGACGACCGUGGCGUUAUAGAUCCAGUUACAGUUUAAUAGCAAUGAAGAACUGCGUCCUCUACGUAUUUUGCAAAAAAAAAAAAUCGAAAAUGCACCCCGCAAUAGCGAAAGGAGAUAGAAUAUGA
Molecule: messenger RNA, 495 nt
Organism: Leptosia nina
Lineage: Eukaryota; Metazoa; Arthropoda; Insecta; Lepidoptera; Pieridae
Source: the annotation of a GenBank genome assembly